Messenger RNA from Cornus florida, 1791 nucleotides. Its product is annotated as cyanidin 3-O-galactoside 2''-O-xylosyltransferase FGGT1-like. The record is from RefSeq and is a predicted model, not a curated record. Bases 243 to 1619 code for a protein of 458 amino acids. Gene Ontology annotation, molecular function: UDP-glycosyltransferase activity. NCBI's taxonomy places the organism in Eukaryota, Viridiplantae, Streptophyta, Magnoliopsida, Cornales, Cornaceae. The transcript is spliced from 2 exons.
AGAAAAAAAAGUUUACUCUGAAAGUAAGACUAUUAAUAUGUGAGGAAGGCAGUCUGAACUACAAAAUGUAGUGUCCGGCAUCAUUACUGCUACUCUCUCCGUUUUAAAAAUUAGUAGACCUCUCUCAAAAGCCAAGUCUUCCAAAUUACACGGUAAAGGAUCUUCCCCUUUUGAAAUUACAGUAACUUGCAAAGGAGUGUGCACUUUGUAAAAGGAUCGUUGCGCGCACGCACCAUUCAUACAUGGGAAACAAAGCCUUUCACAUAGUUAUGUACCCAUGGUUUGCCUUGGGUCACCUCACUGCCCAUCUUCAUAUCUCCAACAAACUUGCCGAGAGAGGCUACAAAAUCUCUUUCUUCAUACCCAACAAUACACAACCUAAAUUAGAGCAUUUCAAUCUCCAUCCAGACCUCAUCAACUUCAUCUCUGUCAAUGUUCCACACGUGGAUGGCCUCCCUCCCGGCGCUGAAACAACUGCAGAUGUCCCAUAUUCCAUGCAGUCUCUAAUCAUGACAGCCAUGGAUCUCACAAAACCCACCAUUGAAGCUUUUCUUAAAGACCUCAAACCUAAUUUUGUUUUCUUUGAUUUUGCUCAUUGGUUGCCAGCAUUGGCUCGCCCUUUAGGCAUUAAGUGCAUACAUUAUUGCAUCAUAAGCCCUGCAACUAUUGGUUACCUGUUAAGCCCGGCACGAAGACUAAGUGAAAAACAUUUGAAUCCAGCUGAUUUAAUGGAGCCUCCACUUGGUUUUCCACUUUCAUCUAUCAAGCUAAGUGCCCACGAAGCUCGUGAACUAAGCAAUGCAUCUGUAAAGGAGUAUGGUACAGGCGUGUCCUUCUCACAACGUCUUUUAACCUCAUUUACUGAAUGUGAUGCCAUUUGUUUUAAAAGUUGUAAUGAGAUUGAAGGUCCUUACAGUGAUUACCUUGAAAACCAGUUCAAGAAGCCGGUGAUAUUGGCCGGGCCGGUUGUGCCAGAGCAGCCAACUUCAACCCUAGAAGAGCAAUGGGCAAAGUGGCUGGACAAUUUCAAAGCUAAAACUGUCAUUUUCUGUGCAUUUGGAAGUGAGUGUGUGCUUAAAAGCGAUCAGUUUCAAGAACUGGUUUUGGGUUUGGAGUUGACAGGUAUGCCCUUUUUUGCUGCCCUGAAACCCCCUGUCGGGGCUCAAACGAUUGAAUUGGCUUUGCCCGAAGGGUUUCAGAGGCGGACUGAAGAGAGAGGAGUGGUUCAUGGAGGUUGGGUUCAGCAACAGUUGAUAUUGGGACACCCUUCAGUGGGGUGCUUUGUGACCCACUGUGGUUCGGGUUCGUUGUCGGAAGCUAUGGUGAAUGAUUGCCAAUUAGUGCUAAUGCCACAUGUGGGUGAUCAAAUUAUCAAUGCAAGAUUGAUGGGUGGGGAUUUGAAAGUUGGAGUGGAGGUUGAGAAGGGUGAAGAGGAUGGUAAUUUUACUAGGGAGGGUGUGUGCAAGGCAAUAAGGUUGGUAAUGGAGGUUGAUGGUGAAGUGGGGAAGGAGGUAAUGGUUAAUCAUGCUAAAUGGAAGGAGUUCUUGUUAAGCAAGGGGCUUGAGAGCUCUUAUAUGGAUAGUUUUAUUCAGAAAUUGCAUGGUCUUUUGGAAUAUUAAUAAUUCAAUUUGAUACUUCGACUUUCGGAGGGCGGGCGUUGAUGCAACCGUUGCGAAGGUAAAACUACUUAAAUCUAAUCCUCCUUAUACUCGCAACAAUAAAAGUGUGUUGUAUUGUAUACUUUCUUGUAUUAUAGAAGUUUUAUAUGCAGUCAAGUAACUUCUUUCCUUA